UAGUCCAUUUACACGCUUUCUCUCUCUCUCUCCCUACGCUUGUCUUCUCCAGUUGCUUUUACCUCUCACAUACGUUUCUUUUGCCACUGCAUUUCUUUCAAGUUCUGAUUUUCUUCUCAGCCAUCAAUUCACUCAUCUAAUAAGCCUGUUUUAUUUUCUACAUGCGGAAUUGUCACCAUUUUGAUCGGAAAACCAGAGCUAUUCUUUUACCUUUUUUUGUUUCCCACUCUUCAAUCCAACCUUCAUCAUCUUCUACACUUCUCUCCGAUUUUCAGAGCUGACUUGGUUGUCAUCGCAAAAUCAUGAGUUGUUUCAACAUAAUCAAACGUAAGUGCAAAAGAGGCGGGAAUUCCGCGCCUGAAUUAGGCGCCACCAACAAUUCAGGCGCAAGCACUAAUCGCGCGCCUAAAUCUACUGGUUCUCUGCCGUCUCCCUCCGCUCGGAGUAUACCGGAAAUGUACAGAGAGAGGGAGGGGAGCCUGAGGGUUUUCUCUCUCUCGGAGCUCAGAGAAGCAACCAAUAAUUUCAAUAGACUGCUUAAGAUCGGAGAGGGUGGGUUCGGGAGCGUGUACAAGGGCUCGAUCAAGCCCGCGGAUGGAGGCGACGGCCCUCCCAUCAUUGUUGCCAUCAAGAAGCUCAACACGCAGGGCAUGCAGGGCCAUAAGCAAUGGAUUGCAGAGGUACAAUUCCUUGGAGUGCUAGAUCACCCCAAUCUAGUCAAGCUUUUGGGAUAUUGUGCAGUGGAUGGCGAAAGAGGCAUCCAACGUCUGUUGGUUUAUGAGUACAUGCAAAAUAAAAGCUUGGAAGACCACCUUUUUAGUAAGUCUGUGCCAACGAUUCCUUGGAUAAGGCGACUAAGCAUUAUCCUUGGAGCUGCUCAAGGAAUGGCGUAUCUGCACGAAGGUUUGGAAGUCCAGGUGAUUUAUCGAGAUUUCAAAUCAUCUAAUGUUCUACUGGACACGGACUUCAAUCCCAGACUUUCUGACUUCGGUCUAGCAAGAGAAGGCCCUACAGGAAACCGAACUCAUGUCUCUACUGCACCUGUAGGCACACGUGGAUAUGCUGCUCCAGAAUAUGUUGAGACCGGCCAUUUGUCAGUCAAGAGCGAUAUAUGGAGCUUUGGAGUUGUCCUGUAUGAGAUACUCGCAGGGCGACGGACCUUGGACAGAAACCUCCCAUCAGCAGAACAGAAACUACUAGGAUGGGUGAAACAGUUCCCUGUGGAUGGUAAGAGGUUUAGCAUGAUCAUGGAUCCACGUCUCCAAAACCAAUAUUCCCUACCCACUGCGAGAAGAGUAGCAAAAUUAGCUGAUAGCUGCUUGAACAAGAAUCCAAAAGAUCGGCCAAGUAUGAGUCAAGUAGUGGAGAUCUUGAAGCAAGCACUGGAAGAAUCCCAAAGGAGUUCUUCAGUUCCAACAGACUCCCCUUCACCUUUACCUACUCCGUCUGCCCUGAAAAAGCCAUUCAAAAGAAGCGGAGAUGCUGGUACUUCCAGACAGGUGCCUCAAAUGGCUAAGGCUAAAGGUUGAUUCAUGGAUAUUUUGAUGCAAAAUACAUAAUGAAGAGCAUUUGUUUUCUUGCAUGUAUGUAGAGGUUUAGUCAGUCUCCGUCGAAGUUGAGGGGUUCUACUAGUAAAUACGACAGAAUCUGCCAGUCUGUGCGGCUACAAUUUGCAUUCAUUUUUGUUGCUCAUAUAAUAGAAGAGUGUUAUUAUUAGAAAGUGGGAAGAGAAGAGUUAAGCUCAUUCUUGUAGCAACUACGUCUUUGAUUGAUUGUAAGUAGAUUCAUUAGUAUUUAUUUAUUUUAUUGCCCUGCAA
Salvia splendens (bonfire salvia) is the source of this 1817-nucleotide messenger RNA. RefSeq names its product probable serine/threonine-protein kinase PBL19. Bases 303 to 1529 code for a protein of 408 amino acids. Gene Ontology annotation, molecular function: ATP binding; protein kinase activity. The record is from RefSeq and is a predicted model, not a curated record. Lineage: Eukaryota; Viridiplantae; Streptophyta; Magnoliopsida; Lamiales; Lamiaceae. The transcript has 5 exons. Gene Ontology annotation, biological process: protein phosphorylation.